Cyprinodon variegatus (sheepshead minnow) is the source of this 5176-nucleotide messenger RNA. Its product is annotated as protein kinase C beta type-like. Gene Ontology annotation, molecular function: ATP binding; diacylglycerol-dependent serine/threonine kinase activity; zinc ion binding. The coding region runs from base 334 to 2334 and encodes 666 amino acids. The record is from RefSeq and is a predicted model, not a curated record. NCBI's taxonomy places the organism in Eukaryota, Metazoa, Chordata, Actinopteri, Cyprinodontiformes, Cyprinodontidae. The transcript is spliced from 17 exons. Gene Ontology annotation, biological process: protein phosphorylation.
GACAGACAGCUCUGCGCGCGCAUCUAUGUGCAUCUGCGCUUGUUGGAGAGAGACCGAGUGAGCUGCAAGCAGCAACGCUUUAAACAGGGAAGCAGAGCCGCCGGAAGAAGCAGCAGCGGCAAGGUAGUAGCCUUAACUGGACCCAGACGGUGUAAAUCACCAGCGGCACGAGCUCCAGUGACCGUGGGGCGGAGAGGAGGAGGAGGAGGAGGAAGAGGAGGAGGAGGUGGAUGAGGAGGAGGUGGUACCUGCACCCAGACUCCUUUUACCCCGCCGCCUCCGUAGCGUCUUUUUCCUCGCCCCUCAUACCUCUCGGACCGCUUCCUCGUUAAGAUGGCUGACCCCAACAGCGACGGUGAGGCUCCGGAGAGCGCGCGCGGCUUCGCCCGCCAGGGAGCCCUGCGCCAGAAGAACGUGCACGAGGUGAAGAACCACAAGUUCAUCGCGCGCUUCUUCAAGCAGCCGACCUUCUGCAGCCACUGCACGGACUUCAUCUGGGGUUUCGGGAAGCAGGGAUUCCAGUGCCAAGUGUGCUGUUUUGUGGUCCAUAAGCGCUGUCAUGAGUUUGUCACUUUUUCCUGCCCGGGGGCUGACAAGGGACCUGCGUCUGACGAUCCCCGUAGUAAACACAAGUUUCGAGUCCACACCUACUCCAGCCCCACCUUCUGUGACCACUGUGGCUCCCUCCUGUAUGGGCUGAUACACCAGGGCAUGAAAUGCGACCACUGUAUGAUGAACAUCCACAAGCGAUGUGUCGCCAACGUCCCGAGCCUGUGUGGAACAGAUCACACGGAAAGGAGAGGACGCAUCUACAUCUCCGCCCAGAUUACAGACAACUCUCUCGCCGUCACCAUCAAAGAGGCCAGGAACCUGGUACCUAUGGACCCAAACGGCCUCUCAGACCCAUAUGUUAAACUCAAGCUCAUCCCAGACCCCAAGAGUGAGAGCAAGCAGAAGACCAAGACCAUAAAAUGUUGCCUCAACCCCACCUGGAAUGAAUCCUUUGUUUUUAAACUCAAAGAAACAGACAAGGACCGCCGUCUCUCAGUGGAGGUGUGGGACUGGGAUUUGACCAGCCGGAACGACUUCAUGGGUUCGCUGUCCUUCGGCAUCUCAGAGCUACAGAAACAAGGAGUCGAUGGAUGGUUUAAGCUGCUGUCCCAGGAGGAAGGUGAAUACUUCAGUGUUCCUGUCCAACCAGAUGGAGAAGACUGCAAUGAUGCACUCCGACAAAAGUUUGAUAGGGCAAAAAUAGGUCCAGGAAAACCCACGGACUCUUCCUCAUCUUCGGUUUACAAGUACGACAGUAACGGCAAUCAGGACCGCGUCAAGGUCACCGACUUUAACUUUAUCAUGGUUCUUGGGAAAGGCAGCUUUGGAAAGGUGAUGUUAGCGGAGAGGAAAGGUACAGAUGAGUUGUAUGCCAUCAAAAUCCUAAAGAAGGAUGUGGUGAUCCAAGAUGACGAUGUAGAGUGCACCAUGGUGGAGAAAAGAGUUCUGGCUCUGUCUGGAAAGCCUCCGUUCCUCACUCAGCUGCACUCAUGCUUCCAAACUAUGGAUCGGUUGUAUUUUGUCAUGGAAUAUAUCAAUGGAGGAGAUCUGAUGUACCAAAUCCAACAGGUUGGCAAGUUCAAGGAGCCUCAUGCUGUGUUCUAUGCAGCAGAAAUUGCAAUUGGUCUCUUCUUCCUUCACUCCAAAGGCAUUGUGUAUCGGGAUCUGAAGCUGGACAAUGUGAUGCUGGACUCAGAAGGCCACAUAAAGAUCGCCGACUUUGGCAUGUGCAAAGAGAACAUGUUUGACGGCAUAACAACGAAGACUUUUUGUGGGACACCAGACUACAUUGCCCCAGAGAUCAUAGCCUAUCAGCCUUAUGGGAAGUCUGUUGAUUGGUGGGCUUUUGGAGUACUGCUUUAUGAAAUGCUUGCUGGACAGCCUCCGUUUGAUGGCGAGGAUGAAGACGAGCUGUUCCAGUCAAUCAUGGAGCACCAUGUAUCUUACCCUAAAUCCAUGUCGAAAGAAGCUGUUGCUAUCUGCAAGGGGCUGAUGACCAAACACCCUGCGAAGCGCCUGGGCUGUGGUCCAGAAGGAGAAAGGGACAUCAAGGAGCAUGCCUUCUUCCGCUAUAUCGACUGGGAAAAACUGGAGAAUAAGGAGGUCCAGCCCCCUUUCAAACCAAAAGCUUGUGGGCGUGAUGCAGAGAACUUUGAUCGCUUUUUCACACGCAACCCCCCAGAGCUGACUCCCGCAGAUCAGGAGCUAAUAUCCAACCUGGACCAGGAAGAUUUCCAUGGAUUCUCAUUUAUUAACCCCGAGUACAACCACCCAACUCAAUGAUCAUGUAACAUAUCUCCUGGCUUUAUUAGAAACCGCCCACACUUCACAAGCAAACUUAAGAAGAAACAAACAAACAAAAAUGAAUUCUUAUGAUGUCAUAUCAGCAAACUUUAAUUCAUGAAGACCUGAUGUAACAUAUUUACAUUUUUUUUAUAACUCAGGUCUGAAAGGUUUAAAGAUAUUUGAGCAUUUGGGGAACAUGUUUAUUAUUAAGUUUAUUUUUGUUUUGUUUGUGAAGAGAAUACCAUACUGGUUUGUUAGAGAUGGAGAUGAAGGUGCUUUAGCUUAGCUUAGCAUCUAGCCAUAACUACAGAAGCAUCUGAAAGUUAAUAGCUUGCCUCUUCUAUAGCCUACGUUCUACGCUUCCUAUUUGUCAGUGAUUAUUUAAUAUUAUAAAUGGUAAUAAUCCAAUACAGUUAAAUUAAGUGUUUCAUUUCAUUAACAAUGAAAAUAAAACAAACCAGCACUAUAAACGGGGGAGAAAAACAACAUUAUGCAAAAAACUGGUUCAUCAGUGAUGCAGCCGUUAGCUUAAUGAUCCAGAGACAUCUGGAAACCACUAACAUGCCUAAUUUUACAGCCUAUAAAACCCAUCUUAUUCACAGCAUCCAUUUCAUAUCAACAAUAGAAAACAGCAUUGUUACCUUUUGCCUUACAAGUGUCUUACAUUUAGCUUACUUGAGUAAAGCAUUAAAUUCAGUAUAAGCUUAGUUCACUGUAGCAUGAAAGUCAGAAAUGUUUGGGGAACCAGAAACAACUAUUAUUAGGACAUAAUUGCAGCACAUCAUGCACAAAGGUUUACAUUGUUGGGUUUCACUUUUGUGGCCCAUAAAUGUCAUAUUCAUGGUUAAAAACAAAAAUUCUUUGCUUGAAUUAGCAUUAAGAGUUGCUGUUUAAAAAAAGGUAUAUUAUUUAAACAUUUUAAUGAAACACUUUGUCUAAAACAAAUACAUAGCUAGUCUGUAUAUAUAUUCGUGAAACUAAUUGUUUUCCAAUUUCGCUUCGAUUGAUGGUGAACUAUUUGGUAAAUGCAGGUUUUUAACCUACUUUCAAAGCCAAAGGGGUCAUUUGUGUCCUGAAAACUUUAUUAUUAAGGAAAAGUUGAGGCGAUUUAAUGGAUGUUUAUCAGACAAGUUACUCUAACAUACUAGCGUCAUUUAGGGUUUUAUGCAUAGUUUGUACUUUAUUAUUAAACACCUGUUUACAUCCAUGCAAAGCUGCCAGCGACUCUGUGCAGCUAUGGUUAAACACUUUUGAAGUAUCGGCUAGUUGUGGAAACAUGGAAAAGCAGUGUGAUAAUCUAUUUUCCCCCAAUACUGAUAUUUUUCUUUUUAAGCUUUCAGAAAAUGUACAGCAGCUGAACGCUACUCAAUAGUUCCAUCUGUCUGAGAACACAGUAGAUCCAGAGGCAGCUGAAAGUCCAUUUACCUGCAGCUUCUUAUCUGCAUUCUAACCUAAGCUUAUCACCUUCAGUCUCCAGCUCUUUAUCCAACAAGACCUUAACUUUUAGAAAGAAGGCAAAAAAAUGCAACCUGCAAAUGACAAUUAGUUUAAUAUUAUUCAGAUAGAAAUACAGACAUAUGCACAACUGAAAGCAACAAACCCAAAUGAUCAUAUAUCCAUGAUUCAAGAUACCAGGCCAGUAUGUUUUCCAGUAGCAACUCUGUUCUGGGACCAGUGUAGUUAAGUUGCAUCUGCUGCUCUUGUGUCAGCCCUUCUAGCUGUAUUUCAUCAGUAUGGAAAUGUUUCUUGCAUUUGAAUGCCUCACAUCAAGCAGACUGCUGGAUGCCAGAGUCCGACCUGAAUGUGCUAUGUCUCUGUAUCACCCUCCCUGUAAACUGCCUAUUGAUUAGGACGACCCCUCUUCGAUGUUGAUGAGUGUACUAUGAUCACAUGCUGGUAAUUCAUACAGUGUAAGUGAAAACUGACGAUUGCUUUGCUAUUAUUGUUUGAAUACUAGUUUCCUAAUGUUGGCUUUACUUUUUGUAGGAUCAAAUACUAUUACACUUUCUGUUGGAUGUUGUGGUGAACUUGCCUGCAUUAUUUUUGCUGGUUUAUGAUCCUUGUGCACAAAAGCAGCAAGAGUUACAGAUUUUUGUUUUUGCUUUCACUGUUUUCACUGGAAGGUUAUUACUUUUUUCCCUGGAAACAAGUUUAUCCCUAUCACACUGUGUUUUUAUUCACUGAGGGCAUAUCUUUUCUUGUAAAGUUUUUUUUUCCAGAAUUGAUCACAUGACGUAGAUAUUUAGACUUUUGCAAAGUUGUUAGUUUGUUAUCCUUCAGAAACAAGAUUUUCCAGAAGUGCCAAAAUAAGGUUCAGAAUCAAGAGGAUGUAGAGAAAAAAAACUGCUCCCAACAGCUGUGAUAAAGAGCAGCCAUCUAGUGCCAUUUUGCAAUACAGGUAUGAUCAUCAUGAUAUGCAUUAGAGCCUUUCCUAACUGUUUACCAACAUUAUAAUGUCCCUUGAAAGUUUUCAUAUAUAAGAUAAAUCGUCUGAGUUGUAUUAUACUUUUGUAACUGUGUAACGAUACGACGUAGUAACAAUGUGUCAAAUCUUGUUCUUUGAGCUUGUAUCUCACAACAAGUGCAGGAAGGAAACAUCAGAGAAACCUGCUUUUUAAAGAUCACGAUUCUCGCAGAUGAGAACCAUAAGCACUAAUCGUGAUAAUGGUAACUGUGAAAAAUGUUGAGAUACAACAGAGAAAUAUAUAUAUAGAUAUAUAGAGAGAGAUAUAUGAACUAUUUGAAUAAGUUUUGUUGGAUGAGAGAUGCUAUUGUGGAUUGUGUAAUUGCCCCGUAUGACUGGAAACUGAUAAUAUACUCACUGGUGCCUGCCAGACUA